Branchiostoma belcheri (Belcher's lancelet) is the source of this 1551-nucleotide messenger RNA. Its product is annotated as potassium voltage-gated channel protein Shal-like. Gene Ontology annotation, biological process: protein homooligomerization; potassium ion transmembrane transport. NCBI's taxonomy places the organism in Eukaryota, Metazoa, Chordata, Leptocardii, Amphioxiformes, Branchiostomatidae. Gene Ontology annotation, molecular function: protein binding; A-type (transient outward) potassium channel activity. Gene Ontology annotation, cellular component: membrane; voltage-gated potassium channel complex. Bases 28 to 1551 code for a protein of 507 amino acids. The transcript has a single exon. The record is from RefSeq and is a predicted model, not a curated record.
AUCGCAUGAAGCCGUGUUGUAAGAAGGAUGUACGCUGGCGCUCUUCGAGUGCCCGUUGGCAACCUCAGAAGUCGCCGCAAAAGCAGUUUAACUGGUCUCAGCGCCUUGGGACAAAAAUGGGUUCGGGCUACGGCGCGUCUAAGCGGGAGCCGCAAGAGGUCCAAACGGUUGGUCCUAAACGUAGGAGGCACGCACUUCGAGGUAUCCAAGCACCUUUUAGACUUGUACCCGAACACACUACUAGGUAGCCCGGAGAGAGAAUUCUUUUACGAUUUUGAGAAAAACGAAUACGUCUUUGACCGCGAUCCUCAAGUCUUCAGACACGUACUGAAUUACUAUCGCACCGGUAAGCUGCAUUAUCCAGAGGAUGAGAGGCUACUGGCUUACGAACAAGAUUUAUCGUUCUUUGGCAUUGACGAACAAGAUCUCGGACAUAUGAUCAGCCCGUGCUGUAGAGAAGCUUAUCUGGAUAAAAAGGACGCACUCAUCCAGUUUCAACCACUCAUCGACCAGUACAAACCGCUUCCUGAACCGACAUGUUUCAGGGAGAGUUUAUGGUACUCUAUGGAAAACCCUCAUCGAGGAGCGUUUGGUGUAGCAUUCUUCUAUGUCACAAUGUUUUUCAUCGUUAUAUCCAUUGCGUCAAACAUUAUUGAAACAUCGUACUGCCCUGGACCUAACGAGGAUCAGUACAUGUUCUGUGGACAGAGAUAUCCGCUGACGUUUGCGGCCAUAGAGUCGGCGAGUGCCUUAGUCUUUACAGUAGAGUAUAUCCUUCGGCUAUUCGCCUCACCCGACAGGUGGUCUCACGUAUGGAAAGCAAUGAGUAUCAUCGAUCUCCUCAGCAUCCUGCCGUACUACGCGACCGUGUGCCUACCGAAGGACUCAGACCUCAACGGAGCCUUCGUCACCAUGAGAGCUCUCCGCGUGUUCCGAGUCUUUAAACUCUCUCGUACGUCUCACAACCUAAGACUUUUGGGCUACGUUUUAAGGUAUUGCAUGAAAGAUCUGAGUUUUCUCUUCUUCUCACUGGUCAUGACUAUGGUAAUAUUUUCCACAAUACUUUAUUACGUCGAGCGAGGAAGUACUGAUACUUUGUUCACAUCGGUUCCGGCAACGUUCUGGUAUGUGGUCGUGACGAUGACGACUUUGGGGUACGGUGAAAUGGUGGCAGAAUCUUCCUUAGGGAAAAUCGUGACAGGACUUUGUUGCGUGUUUUCGGUACUGCUAUUAACACUUCCGGUUACUGUAGUCGUGUCGAACUUUAACAACCUCUACAAGCCGGAGAAGUUGAAGAAAGAAGGCGUUUUCUCACCCAAACGGAAAAGAUGUACAGGUCCAAGGUUAGGAAAGAAGGAGUUCAAAAUGUUCCAAGCGCAGCACAAGCACUUAUUGAAGUGCAUGGAAACCGCCACCGAUAGGAAACUUCCCGGACUUGUUUUACGAUAUAGUUACGGAAACGAGUUGAGGAUAGAUGACGAGGACGAUGAGCUUGAACAAGAUCUAUUAAAACAUCCCGGACUGUGCCCUUCAAGAGGCAACACACCCUGA